Messenger RNA from Puntigrus tetrazona (Sumatra barb), 8550 nucleotides. RefSeq names its product RNA binding motif protein 33a (gene rbm33a). The record is from RefSeq and is a predicted model, not a curated record. NCBI's taxonomy places the organism in Eukaryota, Metazoa, Chordata, Actinopteri, Cypriniformes, Cyprinidae. The transcript has 19 exons. Bases 172 to 3789 code for a protein of 1205 amino acids. Gene Ontology annotation, molecular function: RNA binding.
UGCAGUGCGGCUGGGUCCGGGCGCCAUGAUUCUUGUGCAGAUGUUUUCAGAGCUCUGAGGAGAUUUGACGCUAAGCUAACGGCCUGAAGCUCUGCACUUAAACCAGUUUCAAUGCACUCAUCGACGUUAUAGAGAUACCAGAGUCUCCAAGAUAACAUACAGUCUUGGGUUAUGGCGACCAAUGCCGGGGAUGAUGAGUUUGAUGAGUAUGAUAAGCCUGGAGCUGAAAGGUCAAGAAGACGGAGAGGAGAAGAUGAUGACUUGGAAAGUGAUUUGGAGGAGGGAGACUUACUUGAAGAAGAUUGGCUGUCAGCAAAAAAGAACCCCUCAGAGAUGUCAGAUGAGGAGCUAAAUGAUGACCUCUUACAAAGUGAUGAAGAGGACCAAAAUGCAAGCGGUCAGGGAGACGGUGUGAGUUUAAAUGCCACACUGGGUCUGGGCACAUCUGGUCACCUUCAAGAUGAAGACCCUGACGGAGAUGGAUAUACAGAAUACACCUAUGACGAGACAGAGGGAGGUCAGCCAGGUUUCUCUCAGGGUGGACAGUUUGAGGGAGAUGAGUACCAAGGAGAAGAUGAAGGGGUGGAAUACACAGGAGACCAGACCUGUGAAGAAUAUCAAGAUGAAGUGCUGGAACUACAGAUCGACGAGCCGCUGGAUGAUGAUUUUCAAGUGGAUGAAUACCCAACUGAGUACAGUGAAGAGCAGACUGACCGACAGGAAGUGCCCGAGGAAGAGGAGCAUGAGGAGGAAACUGAGGAGCAGGACAACUCUCAGGUCACAGAAUUAGAGGAGAUGGAGAAUGAAAACGAUCCUGAGGCUGAGGCCGAACCAGACGCCGAUGUGAAGGAGGAAUCUGAUGAGGAAGAGGAAGACAUUGAAGAAUCCGGCCGCCUGCGAUUUAAGACUGAGCGCAAAGAUGACACGGUGGUCAGACUGUCUGAUGCCACCAGCAAAAGGAGGAACAUCCCAGACACACUAGAGCUCUCUGAUGCAGCUAAAGCAGAUCUGCGUGAGUUUGAGGAAAGGGAACGCCAGAGGAAGCAGGGCCGUUUUGGAGGACGAGGGAGAGGAGCAGAUGGAGGGAGGGGAGGGAUGGCAGGUAGAGGUGGGGUCAGGGGAAGGGGAGGAGCCGGAGGACGAGGUGGAAGAGGCGAUUUCCCCCUCUUUGGAAUGGGAGGUUUCCGUGGCGAUGGAGUUGGAAGUCGAGGAAGAAUAAAUGAGCAAAGGCCUCCAUUGAUGCAAGUGAAUUUAGGAAUGCAGCAGCAGCUCAGAAUGACUCCUCCUCUUCAGCAUCACCACCAUCAGUCUCGUCUGCCUGGUCCGAGAGGCAGUGGAGGUCCUGGGCUGUUCCCAGAUCCGGGCACCCCAAUUCCUCAGCAACCUUUGCAACUAAUGAUGUCUCGCAUGACCCACCAUUCCCCAGGGCCCAGGACACAACACGACCCACACGUACCACGCUUGUUGAACUCGCCACCGCGGCACUCGCACACACAUCCCAACCAACACCAACACCAGCAGCAUCAGCAGCAUCAACAGCAUCACCCUAAGAACAUUCACAUCAACCCUCACUUCAGAGGACCCUCCUCCUCGCCUGUGCAAGUUCCCUCGAUGCCUCCUGUGCAGAACCAACCGAGGCCUAACAUCGCUCCACAGAGACUCCCGGCUCCUCCUGAUUUCCAGCAGCAUAUUCAAGGGAAUUUUGGCCCUCCUCAGCGGCCUCUGCCCCCCCAGGAUCAAUGGAGAGGACCACCACCACAUCAUCAGGAUCCAGAGCACUUCUUCCCCGGUGAACCACGUUUUUCAGGCCAGCACAUGUUUGACCAGCCAGGCCCUGCCCCCCUCAUGAAUAACAGUGUUCUUCCGAUAUCGGGCCAAGGCCCUCCAUCUUUCCCCCCACAAGGGGGGCUUGGAAGUCCUGGAUUUGGUUCUCUGGGGCUCAGGCAGAACCAAGGGCCUCAGGGAGGAGGUAUUUUCCAGAGAGAGCCCCCUCGGCCGGGUCUGACCCCGCAGCAUGGAGGCCCUCCAGGCCCCCCUGGUCCCCGUGGCUUUGUGGGUCACAGGCAGCCCUUCUCACCCCAACAGCAGGGACCCCCCUUUAGCCCCCAGCACAUGCCAUUUGGUAUGCAGGUACGCCAGAGAGGUCUAAUGCAGCAGCCCCUGCACCAUGAUCUGCCACUGUCCCAUCAACCCUUGCACCAGCAACAGCAGCACCAGCAACACAGACAGGACUUGCCCCCCCAGGGUCUGCCUCACUCCCAGCCUCCACCCCAACACCAACAGCACCACCAACACCACCCAAGGGACCAACAUCCCAUGGUGCACCUCUCCCAGCCCCACUUCCGCCAGUCAAUUCAAAGUGGCCACAGACAGAUGCAGUCCCGACCACAAGGCAACCAGCAGCGAAACAAUCAUGCCAGACCCAAAAUGACGCCACCUCCUCCACUGCAGCAGAUUCCUCCUCAACGCAACAGCAACCUUCGUGAGCUGCCCAUUGCCACAAGCAACAAUAAUAACCGCCCAUCAGUGCCUAGUGGGCAAGCAAAGCCUGUUACCAGGGCAACACAGAAUGUUAGGCAAGGGCAGGCUGCUCGUGCUGGACCAGCAGGAAGGGGAGGAUCUGUGGCACAAGGGCAGGGAGCUGCCAAAGCUCUAGAGCAGCCUAGUGUGCCUGAGAUGAAGAAAGAGUGUCCAGCUGCACAGUCAAGCACCACUCCAGAGGACCCAGAUGAAGAUGAGGAGACACGUCAGUACAGACUGAAGAUCGAGGAACAGAAGCGUCUGCGAGAGGAGAUCCUCAGGCGCAAGGAGCAGCGCAGGCAGAUGCAGGCUGGGAUGCGUAAAAAAGAACUGAUGGAUCGAAUCAGCGGCCAGAACCCAAACCAGGCUCCACAAACUCAGAUCCCCACACCUAACCCAACCCCAGCAGCCCAACCCCCGCAGCCAGUCCCUUCGCUAUCUAACGGAACCCCCCAGAACCCUUCUACAGCUCUUAGUUCCCCUCGUCCAAAUGUGAAGGCCCGUCUGCAGAACACUAAACCUCUGGUGCAGGCUUCAGCCUGGUCUGGGCCACAGAAACAACAGAGCGUUGGUCCUGAUGCCAGCCAGCAGAGCCAGUGGCAGCUGCAGCAGAAGAGGACCAUGACCCCACAAACAACUCAAAGACAAGGUGCUGCUCUGACCAGCCCAUUAGAAGGGCCUUUAGGUCAGCCUCAACCUGGAGGAAAGAGAACAGUGAUGCAAAGAGCGAGCAGCAUCGAAUCUCCUCAGGUUCCUCAGAAAGUGCGAGUGGUUAAGCUUCUGGGAGAGCAGGCAGAUGCCGGUCCCAACACUGGUCCCCCGCAGCAGCAGCAGCAGCAGCAACCAAUUGGUCGGCCUGCCCCCCAACAGAGACUCGGUCCCAUCAGGAAAGUUACCAUGGCAACUGGUGGUGUACAAAAUCAACAACAGGCUGGCCGUGGCAUGGCAAACCAAACGAACCGGGUGGUAGUUCGGGGUCGGGCGCGAGGUCGUGGAGGAGGCCGUGUGAUGAUGCAGCAGAACCCAAGAGCUCAGGACUGUCCGAGAAGCACGGUCUGCAUUGAAGGUUUAUCCACCACCACAACCAACAAACAGCUCAUGAACCUUCUCAACUCCAUCGGCCCUGUCGAGAUGUUUACAAUGUUACCGGAGCAGCGGAAGGCCAUUGCCAAGUUUGUGAACCCUCAGCAUGCAGCAAGUUUUCAGCACAGCUUUCACAGGCACAUGAUAGAUUUGUCUCACAUCGAUGUUUCCAUUAUUGAUGGCUGAGGAGCAAGCCAGUACAACAGACAAGACGACGAGAAGUGAGCAAGAAGAGAACGUCUUUUUCUGAAAGACGGACGCACAAUCGGGAGGCUAAAGCUUUGGGAGCUGUGUGGAGAGAGGGCUGUCGACAAACUCAAGCCACGUGCAUGAAAGAAUCAAAAACAAAGAGCCGCUCAUCAGCUGUGUCCUGCUGGAAACGGCACAGCACUGAACUCACAUUGUCAAUGACUUUGGCAUGAAGUCUCGCUCUUGUUUCUGUACUUUCAUUUAUAUAUGGAGGGAUCAGUAAUGGUCCCAACCAGCAGGUGAAAAGAGAAACAAAGGUAUGAAACCAGGACAUUUUUACGCCAGAUGAUAAUAGUUGCUCCCGUCCUCUAGCUCUCAAGAUGAUCUUUUGAAUAUUUGUUUUUGGUCAAACGAGACUUCUUGAUUUCUUGUGGAACGUCCACAGUCAGUGACUUGAACACAGUGUUAAACGGGCUUGAUCGGAUAAUGUUGCGUAUGCUGCAGUUGGUUUUGUCACCUGUAGAGGGCAGCAGAUGUCUUCGGUGCGUCGGGGCAUAGCUAAGGACGUGGACAUCAGAGCGAUAAGCGCUGCUUGCCGUUAAGAAACUUUAGGGGCAUAUUUGGGUUGAGCUUUUUUCUAGUUGCGUAUCUCUCGGAAGCCACUGUGAUAAUACAGGCGUCUCUUUUUUUUUUCUUGUGUGUGCGUUUUUCUGCAGCUGUUCAUGAUCUUAAGUUUAUUCGUGGUCCCUAUCUCCAUUAUGAUUGUAUUGCGCUUGUGUUUUGUUCUGCUGAGCUGGAUUGGUGGGUCACUAAAGACAGCUGAAAAACACUAGACAAUAAAUGGCUUUUAUAUUUUGAUUUUAGGUUUUGGUGCUGGAAUUGCAUAUUUAGAUUAUUUUAAUUGUUGUUAGAAAUGGCUUCUAAGUAUUAAAGGCAACCAGAAAGCCCCCUCGUUCGCUAAUGCUCCUUUUUAAUUGUUUAGUUUUCUUUCCUCGGAGUACAGCACAUGUCGUGUGUGGAAGAGGACGACUGAAUCAUGGCUUGAGUGAUGAUUCGAUGCGAUUUUAUUGUAGGUUUUGAUGGAGCUCCGUUUACAAGAUGCGGGAUGUCUAGAGCGCUAGAUGGGUUUGAAGCGUCUUGUUUGCAACGGCUUGGUUAUUUGUUUGUGAAGAGAGAUAUUUUGGAUUGUUUGUAAUUGUAUGCUUAUUACUUUGGCUCAGUUAAUUUUGAAGUGCAUCAGAUUGGUAUACAGGUUCCUAAAUCUGAAUCGCGAGUCGUUAGGUAUAAGGAUCUGCUUCUAAAUAUCCGUUAUCUCCAUUUUCAACUUUUUCCCAUUACAUUUUUUUCCAUUUAUGUAGUAAGCUGUUUCCCAGGCUUAAGGUUCUUGAAAGGCCCCUCCCCCUAGUUUUCAGUCUAUUGAAGUCAUUAACACUUCCCCAAAAGCAUUUCAAGGUUUCAAUCAUGAGUAUUUCGCUCCUCAAAUUGUUAUUAUAUCAUCAUUAUUACUUAUAUUAGUAAUAUGUUGUGGUACUGUACAAGCGUAGCGCUCGGUCAUGUCUAAUUGUACCGCUUAUCCUAAACCUUCAACUUACGGCCCCAGAACUGAUAUUAGGUCAAAUGCAUUAGUUUUCAUAUUUGUGACUUCAUUUAAUCCAACCACUUUACAUUAUACACUACAAGCCUUGUUAUAGUAUCUAAAACACGUUGGUUUUAGAUAAUAUAACAGCAUAACUAAGUCCAAUUAUGUUUUGAGCCUCAUCCAGGUCUGCGAAUUUCAAAGGAUUUGGGAGCAACUGUUAUCAGUGGUCACUUUCUUGUGUAUAUAAUGAAAAAAAAGCCCAAAAAAACUAAAUGUGUAUGAAGAUGUCAAGUCUGUUGUUUUCUCAUCUCGAAAUCUUUCCAUGUUUGAAAUGGUUUAAAGAUACCUACUAGUACGUGAUUGGUGAAUUUCUUUUCUCAAUUUGUUUUUAUAUAUCAAUAUAAAAAAAAAGUAUUCCUUGGUCAUUUUACAACAGUUUUGUUAUUGGAGAACUUAAAGCUUAUUAUUUGAGGAUAUUUUAAAGAUGAAAAAUAAAAGAUGGUCACAUAUAUACCAUGUAAAUACGGUUAUGUGAAGCCAGCUGUCUUGAUCACCAUUAACUGUUGUCUGAUGUUGUUUUAUGUUUGAAGAUUCCCUCUUGCGUAUGAUUCUCAACACAACAUACCCUUUUCCCCGAUUUCCUCCGUGCUCCUAAAUGUUUCUCUGUUGCCACCCGCACAAACUGAUCUAAGGGGAAAAGGUUUUGUUUCCAAUCAAGGUGCCCCACAGUUUCUCUCAAGUCAGGUCCCUUGAAACAUCUCUGUGUGCUCACUGUUUCCCGAGACUUUGGGCCAUUAUGUCUUUUGAAGUUAAUUUGUAAAGCACCCCCUUGUUUUGAGAUGCACUUGUCAUAUGCCAUCUUCUAUAAUAAUAUAGUAGUUGGAUGUGGUUGAUCCCUAUCUGUCCAUAUGUCUGUAUUAAUUUGCAUGAGUUCCUAGGAAUCACAGAAAUGCAUAUAAUGGGUAAGAUUAUGAUUUAUGUUAUAAAGUACCUAUGGAUCCACUUAAAAAUAUAAGCUUAUUUUAUUUUGUUUUUGUUAACUUUGAGUUUUCUAGACACGGUUUGUUUUAAAACUGGUGUAGGGUGAAGAUUUGGAUGCUUUUUGUUUUUUUUGUUUUUUUAAGUUGCAGAUGCACACCUUUAUUUAUUUAUUGGUUUGAAUGUAUUUAUGUAAAAUGAGUUAAUCCUAUGGAUUUAUAAUGUUUUAUCUAGUCUGAGUGAGUUUUUAAAAAAUUCCUAGUUAUAAAUCUUAUAAGACGCAUAAUAUUUAUAAACGGUCUUAUAAGUGAGAAAAUGAUUCACAUUGAAACUUUUAGUAACUUCUUUGUAAGUAUAGAAUAACUUUAGGGAAAGUGUCCCUUUCUGAACUGUAAUCACACACGUGACAAAGUUUUGUCUGUUUUUUGGCAGAUAUUUUUCACAAGCUGGAAGAGGUAUAAUGUGAUAGAAUCAAGAGUAGGCUAAAGCUUUACUUUUUUUGGAUCUUGUUUUGUUUCUUUUUUCUCUUUUGUCAAUCGCAAGUGGCUGGUACACUUACAUUGUUUUAUUUUUAUUUCAUUUUUUAUUUUUUCUCCGAGGAUCCUGCUGCAGCAGAGCGAUUGGCCAGUUUAUACAAGUACCAGAAUUGUCUAUUGCUUGAGAUUUAGGCUGCGUUUAUUUCUUACAACGGUAGAUGUGGCAUCCCCCCUCAUAAUUACGGGGGAAAAUGUUGAGACUUUUCAAUCGUGGUGCUUGUUUUGUAUAAUCACUUUGCCUGUUUUCACUCACUGUUUUAAGCGUCAAACACAAUGCGCUGCUUCCCGUUGGCAGCGGUUCUGAUUAUUUGUAACUUGUAAUUAAACCAUUUUUUCUCUCUUUCAGGACAGAGCUUCCAGGAGCGCUGAAAGGAGGGUUUUUCAUAAGACGAAUGCUCUUCACCUUUUCAUUCUAAGAUGGCGUUGGUUUUCAAACGCGCUGUUGAGAGAUGUUUUGGUGUUGUAGUAGCAGAUUGCUUGAAGUCAUACUGAGUGAAGCUGUUUUAUAUGUUAGCGUUGGAGUCAUUCUGUGGUGCGUGUGAGAGAGUAAGCGUAGCGUAUGUAUGUUAAAACAGCUAUGGCCUUAUGAGAUUAGUAUUACAUGCUCGCAUUAGCAGACAACAGUUGCUGGUAUUGUUAAUAACUAGCUAUAAGAUACAUGAAUAGGUUUUUUCAGAUUGAUUCGCUCUGUUGCAGAAUUCAUUUUAACGUGGUUCAACUAUCAGGUUCACGGCUUCUAAGCUUAGUUUCUUUGCCUUGUAUUGUAGGUGCGUGCCUGUGUUUCAGCUCAGUGUAAUGAUUGACAGCUCUUCUCGGAGACACGUCCUGCUCCUCUUUAGCGUUUUAUCGAGCAGUACGACGCAAUGAAAGUGUUUUGGGUUGCUCGGGUGAUAGAAACGCUGCUUUUGAAAACCACCGCACAUUGGCAAAUUGGACUAAAAGCGAACCCGAUGUGAAAAACCCUCCUUUUGAUAAUGUCGUGUCUGCCUCCAGAUGAUGCUAACUUGUCUUAAUUUCUCAACAGGUGCUCUUCAGUUUAAGCGCUGCCAGACAUCCCUCCUUUCGUCUGUUUUUCUCUCUCUCUCUCUUUUCAUCGACGUUCAUUCUCCUUCUCUUUCUUUACUCCGUUGGAGGCCGGACGGGAAAGCGGUUGUUGAUCUGAAUGUGGUGUUUGUGCGAACAUAAUCCUUCUGUAUUAAAGCAGGGGGACCUUGCUCCUGGAUUUCCUUUCUGUAUUAGCCCACGUCCGUGGAAGUUUUGCGUCUCUGGGACCACACCCUGCUGAGUUCCAAAGUUCAAAAACUUGCACAAAGCCCAAGAACGAUGUGUACGCUCUUGCCAGCUAUACACACACACACACACACACACACACACGCUGUGUUGUUGGACGAAAAGAAAACAUUACUUAGAAAUCAUUAUUGUUCGGGGGAAGUGAUUUAUGCUGUUUUGAUCACCGUUUUGUUGUCCCUCCAUCUUGUUUUAAUGAAACUGUUUUUGAUGUGUAUGAAGUGUACACCGGACUGCCCUACGUGUUGAAUUGGGAAGAAUAUAAAUGGUGUUUGUUUAGUAAGCUUUCACAGAGCUUGUCAAACGAAAACCGAUAAUAUGCCUUGACUGUGCCUGUUAUGAAUAAUUACUUGAAAUAAAUCCUUUUCCUGGAUUUGA